AUGCAUGUUCCAAGUGCAGUCAAUGUUUCAGUUCAAGGGGACACACAUCAAAGAACCCACACAGAACCUUUUCAAUGCUCAGAGUGUAGAAAAGCCUUCAGUCAGGAGGCAAAUCUCCUUAAACAUCAAAGAACUCACAUAAGAGAGAAACCCUACUUCAGCUUCAGUGAGAGCGGAGGUCUUUCCAGACAUACAAGGUCUUCCCAUAUAGGGGAGAAACUGUACAAUUGUGAACAAUGUGGAAAGAGCUUCACCCGUAAAUCAGACCUCAAGAGGCAUCAAGAGCACUACACAAAGGAGACACCCAACCAGGGUUCAAAUCUCAGUGAGAGUUUAGAUAAUGAAUCGAGACCUCAUGAAGGUGAGAACGCACAGCGGAUGGAAACCAUGUAA
This is a messenger RNA of Podarcis lilfordi (Lilford's wall lizard), 393 nucleotides long. The record is from the annotation of a GenBank genome assembly. Lineage: Eukaryota; Metazoa; Chordata; Lepidosauria; Squamata; Lacertidae.